Sitophilus oryzae (rice weevil) is the source of this 602-nucleotide messenger RNA. RefSeq lists its product as uncharacterized. The record is from RefSeq and is a predicted model, not a curated record. The transcript is spliced from 2 exons. Lineage: Eukaryota; Metazoa; Arthropoda; Insecta; Coleoptera; Curculionidae. The coding region runs from base 68 to 574 and encodes 168 amino acids.
GGACAUUUUAAGCUGUCGCGCGUCAGUAUUUGUCAGAAAUGUUGACGUGAAAAAUUCCCCAUCGACUAUGUUUUUCUUUUUACUCGUUUUUACACUAUGCUGGUGCUUUUCUUGUUUUAGUUCGGUAAAAGGUUUCGUGUACCCCAUGUGGGGCGAGGGUCACAGCCAGAAACAACAAGGACUGGAAAAAAACGAUGACGGGUGGGUCGCGGAAUUUUUAAUGGACUAUUUCGUGCUGCCACUUAAAGACGGAUUCUGCCACGUCUGUUCCAGCUUCCAGGAGGUCUACGAAUGUAUAGUGCGAUCCGAAUUAUUCGAAGAUAAGCAAACUCAAAAGCAAGCUUCCUACAUCGAAAAAACUCUGGAUAUUUUGGGAUUGAACUCGGAAAAUUCAACGUCUCCACCAUCUUGUUCCUAUUAUUCCAUUUUAGUGGUGGCAACAUCGACGAUAGUAUUCGUUUUGUCCAUGGUGUGCACGAAGAAGUUGCUGGACUAUUUUCGAGAAGAACACCGAAUAUUUUCAGAGAUGGCCGGCGAUUUUCCGAAAAAAUGUCCUUGUUUCGAUAAAGAUUAGAAUUUUGAAUAAAAAUUUUAGUAUUUCA